This is a messenger RNA of Chiloscyllium plagiosum (whitespotted bambooshark), 879 nucleotides long. Lineage: Eukaryota; Metazoa; Chordata; Chondrichthyes; Orectolobiformes; Hemiscylliidae. The record is from RefSeq and is a predicted model, not a curated record.
UACCAUUCAACAGGAUAUUCUAAACCCAUGACUACUUCCAUCUAGAAGGACAAGGACAGCAGAUACGUAGGAACACUACCCCGUGCACAUUUCCCUCCAAGCCACUCACCAUCCUGACUUGGAAAUAUAUCGCCAUUCCUUUAGUGUAGAUCUUGCUGCUAACACCAUGCUCCCUAGGCACCAGUGAACUGGUAAACAAUGCCUUUCUCAGACUUUGUUCUGGCCCUGAAAGAUAACCCAUACUUUGGGGCUGGUUUUGGCCUGGUCGGGGUAGGAACAGCCCUAGCGCUGGCUCGCAAAGGGGCGCAGUUUGGGAUGGUCGCCUUCAGGAGGCACUGUAUGAUCACGCUGGAGGUGACCAGUCGAGACAAGAGCUACCACUGGUUACUCAACUGGAUCACGCACCAUGCCAAACGGACACAACACCUUAGUGUUGAGACAUCCUACCUCCAACACGAGAGUGGCAGAAUCAGCACAACCUUUGACUUUGUUCCCAGCCCAGGAAACCACUUCAUCUGGUACAAGAGCAAAUGGCUUCGGGUGGAGAGAAACCGGGAGAAGCAGAUGAUCGACCUGCAUACAGGUACCCCGUGGGAGACCGUCACCCUCACCUCAUUGGGCAGUAACCGUCAGGUCUUCUUUGACAUUUUAAGGGAAGCAAAGGACCUGGCUCUGAAGCAGCAGGAAGGCAAAACGGUGAUGUACACGGCGAUGGGAGCAGAAUGGCGGCCAUUUGGAUUCCCGAGGCGCAGGCGGCCCCUAGAUUCUGUUGUGCUGGAUAAAGGAGUCUCAGAGAACAUUGUCCGUGAUGUCAAGGAUUUCAUCGGGAAUCCCAAGUGGUACACAGACCGGGGUAAGACGUGACAAACUCAGCAGCUC